This is a messenger RNA of Cooperia oncophora, 432 nucleotides long. NCBI's taxonomy places the organism in Eukaryota, Metazoa, Nematoda, Chromadorea, Rhabditida, Trichostrongylidae. The record is from the annotation of a GenBank genome assembly.
AUGAUUUCUGGCAUUGCCUCUUUGUGCUUGACAUGUUCUAUCUUCGACUUUAUUGUAAUGCGAGAGAUGUACUAUACUGUUCCCGAUACGAAACUGCUGAUUCCAACCGAGAUGUCGUGGUGGUUCUAUGGCACAUCGAUACUCUGCGUAGUACUCUCUACUUUCACUGUGAUUGCCAGCACGACUUCUGGAGCUAUUCAACGAUUUGCCGAAAACAGCCCACAAAUAUUUUGCUUUUUGCAUGGAGGAUUCUUGUGCGCAUCGAGCAUUCUGUGUGCGUUCUGCACAUUCUUGGCGAUGCAGAUGUCAGAAAGCGUUGGCAAGUACGCCUUCCAGGCUCACCCGAAGCAGUUCCAAGAUGCAUCUCAUUGGUAUUUUGCCCGCCUUAGGGCUUCAGCGGUUGGUUUUUUUGCUCGUCCGAUAAAUUGUUAA